AUGGUGAAGAUUCCGUGGGCCUGGAGCAGCAUCUUGCUGGCCUCGGCAACCUUUGCGCAAGAUGCGUCCUCCGUCUUCACCCAAUCCUCCAACGACUCCCUCCUCUGGGGCCCCUACCGUCCCAAUCUCUACUUUGGUCUCCGUCCUCGUCUCCCCCAAUCCAUCUUGACCUCCCUCCUCUGGUCACGCGUCGAGGAUUACACUUCGGUGCAGAAUCAAUGCCGCUUCACAUGUGAGCAGAAUGCGGGAAUGGAUGGAUAUGGAUGGGAACGGUAUGAUCCGCGAACGGGAGGGGUACAGGUGGUGCAUGAUCGGGAAAAUGGCAUUGAUUUGGAGACGAGCUUUGUGAAGUUGGAGGWUGGUGCAUGGGGUGCGAGGAUUCAAGGGAGCGUGAGGGAUGAUGCGAAGAUGUUGCAGGGUGGUGAUGGGAAAUUGAAAACGGCCGUUUGGUGGACUGUCUCGGCCGAGGGACUGGGGAAUGUGGUGGAAGUGGUGGCAGGCAACGAUGGCAACGGCGAUGUCGUCCUGGAGGGAGAGGGGAGGGAUCUGGGCAAGUGGAGGAUGACGGUCACGGAAGGAAAGGGCAACUCACAUCCCCUGCAUACACAUCCUUCGGGGGAAGGAAAGCCUUUGGAUCGGACAAUGAUCCAUUCCCUGCAGCUUCCCGACGAGAUCCUCUUCCAAGCAAAGGGUAUCCUCUUUAAUUCGUUGAAGGAGACGGUCGAUGGCUAUCUUGCCGAAUACACCCAGGAGAAUAUGCCCCCGCCUUCCCAAACCUACACCAUCCCUCACAAACCUUCAACGGGAAACAUGCAUCUCCUACAAAAGACCUUCUCUGGACCCUUCCAAUUCGAUGUUCUGUAUUCUCCAACAUCCUCCGACAAACAUCCCACCUCCGAAGACCUCACCAAAGCUCUCCAGGCAACGACAUCGGCCUUUGACAAGAGGUAUCUCGAAAUCCACGCUCCCCAGAAACCCUUUCAAGAUAAAGACGAUUACCUCAAGUUCAGCAAAAGCAUGUUCUCCAACCUCAUCGGUGGCAUCGGCUACUUCCACGGCAACCAACUGAUCGACCGCUCMUACGCUCCUGAAUAUGACGAGGAAAAUGAAGGUUUCUGGCAAGAAGCGGAAGAGGCUCGGAAUCGCAAUGCUCAAAAGAUGGAAGGUCCCUACGAACUCUUCACUUCCAUUCCUUCAAGACCUUUCUUUCCUCGUGGAUUCCUCUGGGACGAAGGAUUCCAUCUCUUGCCAAUCCUGGACUGGGAUGCAGAGCUGGUCAUGCAGAUUUUGAGUUCGUGGUUCAAUACCAUGGACUCAGAUGGUUGGAUCCCAAGGGAACAGAUUCUAGGAGAGGAGGCCGCAGGAAAGGUGCCGGUGGAAUUCCAGGUCCAGUAUCCGCACUAUGCCAACCCACCCACGCUCUUCAUGGUGCUGGAGUCCGUCCUCGACAAGCUAGACUCUGGGAAGUUGGACGACGCGGAGAAGGUGGAGAAAUGGUUGCAAGGACUCUAUCCGCUCUUGAAGAGAAACUUUGAGUGGUACAAACGCACUCAAUGGGGCGAUAUCAAAUCCUAUGAAAGAGAAGCCAGGAGUACAAAGGAAGGGUAUCGAUGGAGAGGAAGAACUCCCAGGCACAUUCUCACUUCCGGGCUGGAUGAUUAUCCCCGCGCGCAACCUCCCCAUCCAGGCGAAUUGCAUGUGGAUUUGUUGAGUUGGAUGGGUUUGAUGAGUAGGAACUUGAAGCGCAUCGCGCAAGUCGUGGGCGAGGCUGAGGAUGCGAAGAAGUUUUCCAAAGUUGAGGGGGCCAUCCUCGCCAAUAUCGACGACCUUCACUGGUCAUCGACAGACUCGGCCUACUGCGACUCCACCAUCGAUCAAUUCGAAGAGAGCGUGCACGUCUGUCACAAAGGCUACAUUUCUCUCUUCCCCUUCAUGACCGGUCUCCUCCCCGCCUCUCAUCCACAUCUCCCUGCUGUGCUGGACUUGAUCGGAAACGAAGAUGAACUUUGGUCCCCGCAUGGUAUCCGCUCCCUCUCCAAACAAGACGAACUCUAYGGCACCGAGGAGAACUAUUGGCGGAGCCCGGUGUGGAUGAAUAUGAAUUUCCUCAUUUUGCGGGAACUACAGAAGAUUGCGAGUGUCGCGGGCAAGGAACAGCAGCGGGCGGGCAAGAUGUACGCGGAUCUGAGGAGGAAUUUGGUGGAGACUGUGUAUGCGAGUUGGAAGGACACGGGGUUUGCGUGGGAGCAGUAUGAUCCUGAGACGGGCAAGGGGCAGAGGACGCAGCAUUUUACGGGCUGGACGAGUUUGGUGGUGAAGAUCAUGGGGAUGGAGGAGACGCUGGGUGGGAGUGGAAGUGGGGAGGAAAGGGGACACGAUGAGCUGUAA
Messenger RNA from Ramularia collo-cygni, 2388 nucleotides. RefSeq names its product related to mannosyl-oligosaccharide glucosidase. Gene Ontology annotation, cellular component: endoplasmic reticulum membrane. Gene Ontology annotation, molecular function: Glc3Man9GlcNAc2 oligosaccharide glucosidase activity. The transcript has 2 exons. Gene Ontology annotation, biological process: protein N-linked glycosylation; oligosaccharide metabolic process. The coding region runs from base 1 to 2388 and encodes 795 amino acids. The record is from RefSeq and is a predicted model, not a curated record. NCBI's taxonomy places the organism in Eukaryota, Fungi, Ascomycota, Dothideomycetes, Mycosphaerellales, Mycosphaerellaceae.